Molecule: messenger RNA, 1371 nt
Organism: Brassica oleracea var. oleracea
Lineage: Eukaryota; Viridiplantae; Streptophyta; Magnoliopsida; Brassicales; Brassicaceae
Exons: 2
Coding region: 1-1371 (456 amino acids)
Biological process (GO): DNA integration
Molecular function (GO): nucleic acid binding
Source: RefSeq, a predicted model, not a curated record
AUGGACGCUUACCUCAAGGUAGUCCAAGGUUUAGCAGCAGAGUUCAAAUUCUUCGAACUCAUUAAAGUUCCCAGACGGGAAAACGUCUGCGCCGACGCCCUCGCGGCCCUUGGCUGCAAGCUCCGAGAUCAGGUUAAACGAACCAUCCCAAUACACCGCAUUGAGAAGACAAGUAUCGAUAUCUCGACCGACCAAACGGUCAUCGUAGCCCCAGUCACCGCACCAGAUACUGACGGGUUCGAUCCGGACUGGAGAACAGAGUUCAUCGAUUAUCUCAGCAAAGGGGAACUCCCAGCCGAGAAAUGGGAAGCACGCCGACUAAAAGCACUCAAUGCUCAUUACGUCGUCUUAGACGAUAAACUCCAUCGAUGGACCGCGAGUAAAGUACUCCUUAAAUGCAUUCAUGGGGACGAAACCCUCAGGGUUAUGGCCAAGAUGCAUGAAGGCGCCGGAGGCAACCACUCAGGCGGUCGCGCCUUGGCAAUCAAAGUAAGAAGUCUAGGCUUCUUCUGGCUGACAAUGAACGCAGAUUUCGAAUCCUACGCGAGAAGUUGCGACAAAUGCCAAAGGCACGCACCAAUCCUCACCGACAACUUCACGAAAUGGAUUGAAGCUGAGGCCUUCGCUCAAGUCACGGACAAAGAAGUCCGCGGCUUUGUAUGGAAGAACGUUAUCUGCCGCCAUGGUCUGCCUUACGAAAUUGUUACUGAUAACGGAUUGCAGUUCAUGUCGGGCAACUUCAAGGAAUUCUGCAGCAAGUGGAACAUCCGAUUAAGCCCUUCCACCCCUCGCUAUCCGCAAGGGAAUGGCCAAGUGGAAUCCUCCAACAAGCUUAUCAUUGACGACAUCAAGAAACGCCUAGAUCUGAAGAAAGGACAUUGGGCCGAUGAACUCGACGGAGUCCUGUGGAGUCACCGCACGACACCAAGAGGUUCCACUAAAUCAACACCUUUCUUCCUUGCAUACGGUGUCGAGGCUAUGGCCCCCACAGAGGUUAACGUUACAAGCCUCAGACGUUCGAAGAUGCCCCAGUACGUAGAACUUAACAAGGAGAUGCUGCUCGACGUCCUCGACGAGAUCGAAGAACGUCGGGACCAAGCUCUGCUCCGGAUCCAAAACUAUCAGCAUCAAAUAGAGAGCUACUACAAGAAAAGGGUCCGGGCCAGACCCCUCGAACUCGGCGACCUCGUCAUGCGCAAGGUGUUUGAAAACACUAAGGAACUAAACGCCGGUAAACUCGGGGCUAUGUGGGAAGGACCUUACAAGACCGUCAAAGUCGUCAAACCAGGAGUCUACCGACUUGAAACGUCGCACGGAGAAGCAGUGCCUCGAGCAUGGAACUCAAUGCACUUACGCCGUUUCUACUCGUAG